GUGACAGUGAAAUGAACGUCAUCCAGUUUCCUAACAUGUCUAGUGAUCUUGAUCAAUCUUGAACUUGUGUGUGUGUUGGAUGUUUUUACAUAUGGUUUGUCUCAUCUGAUAAGAAAUUCAAGAGAAGUCUUAACAGGAAGUCCAAUAAGAAAAAAAAGUGACAAAACUUUCUUUCACUUCUCAUAAAUCGCCCUGUUUUUCAAAAAAACGGCAGAAAACACAGAGAGAGAAGGAAUCGUGCUGACUGCUGUCCAGAACUGCUGUCUGUCAAGAAUCUUUACAGAAUGAAGAACACAUCUUGUCCUCGCAUCAGCUUUGACUUCACAGGCAGAUUCCUGCCUCCUGUUUUCAUCUCAGUAUUCAUCAUUGGUCUGGUUGCUAAUGGAUGGGGAUUGAAGACUUUGCUGCAGAAAUGGAAGAAACUAAAGAUGAUCAAUGUGUUUGUUCUCAACCUUGGACUUGCAGAUAUGUUGUAUCUGCUCACACUGCCAUUUUUGGUGGAUUACUACAUCAGGGACAGUCAGUGGAUCUUUGGAGAUGCAUUCUGCAAGAUAACAAGAUUCUGCUUCAACCUGAAUUUAUACUGCAGCAUUGGAUUCCUCACUUGUAUAAGUGUAUACAGGUACCUGGCUGUUGUUCAUCCAAUAAGAGUGAUAAGAUUAACUGUCACCCAUUCUGUGACUAUCUCAGUCAUGGUUUGGCUGUUGGUGGGUGUUCAGUGUCUUCCAGACAUGUUCUACACCAAAACAUUUGGGAACAAGCCUGGGAAAUGUUACGAGACCACCCACAAAGCUUUUGUCGAGGAUUACCUGAAAUACAGCCUUGGAUGGACACUGACAGGGUUUUGUAUCCCAUUCCUCAUCACACUGGGCUGCUAUGGACAUGUGGUUGUUGUUCUCUGCCGCAAAAAUACAACCGACAAGGUACUGAAACAGAAAUGCCUGAAGUUGUUAUUUAUUUUGAUCCUUCUCUUCUCUGUUUGUUACAUCCCCUAUCAUGUGUUAAAGAACCUGAAUCUCUGGUCAAGAGUUCUGAGCAAACAGAAGAUUUGCAGUGAAUGGUCUAAUGGAGUUUACAUCGCUCAUCAGAUAAGUCGUGGCCUUGUGUGUCUGAACAGUGCUCUCAACCCUCUGGUUUAUCUCCAUGGGAAUGAGGAAGUUCCUGCUCAGCUCAAACAGCAGCUCCAGCGAGCUCAUCAGAUGUUCAGUCGUUUCCUUCUAUCAGACUCUGGCUCUGUGUCUGUGUCUGUGACACAGAUCUGAAUUUUAACACAAGUGAACAUGUUACAUCGCAAUUCUGUGUU
This is a messenger RNA of Toxotes jaculatrix (banded archerfish), 1303 nucleotides long. Its product is annotated as P2Y purinoceptor 1-like. Lineage: Eukaryota; Metazoa; Chordata; Actinopteri; Toxotidae. Gene Ontology annotation, cellular component: membrane. The coding region runs from base 285 to 1262 and encodes 325 amino acids. Gene Ontology annotation, biological process: G protein-coupled receptor signaling pathway. Gene Ontology annotation, molecular function: neuropeptide receptor activity. The transcript has a single exon. The record is from RefSeq and is a predicted model, not a curated record.